AUGGCACAAUCCUCCGUUAAAUCCAAAGAGUAUAAAGAGAUAACGGGUUUACAUCGUAUAACCCAGAAACGUAUAAAGGAAUUGUGUAAAAAAGAUCGACUCUACCAAACACCUAAAUUAAACGAUGUCCUCUAUUUGCAUUAUCAAGGUUUUCAGGGCAUCGAGUGUCUAGAGGAGUAUACCGAACUAAAAUGUCUUUGGCUGGAAUGCAACGCGAUUUCUGAAAUUCAAGGGCUUGAAAAUCAGUCAAAAUUGAAAUGUUUAUUUUUACAGAGCAAUCUCAUCCAACGAAUCGAAAAUUUGGAUUUUUGUAAAGAAUUAGACACACUGAAUCUAUCACAAAAUCAUAUACGUAAAAUCGAAAACUGUAGUUCGAAUAUUUUGCCUAUAUUGAAUACCUUAAAUCUGUCAUCGAACUAUAUUAGGGAUUCAGAAGGUUUAAGAGAAUUGGAACACUGUCAAACCUUGUCUGUAUUGGACUUGUCGAAUAAUCGUAUUGACGAUAUAUUAGUGGUGAAGGUUUUUUCUAAAAUGCCCGAGCUUAAGGUAUUGGUACUGCAAGGAAAUCCAGUAAUAUCAAAAAUACCCCAAUAUCGUAAAACGUUAAUAUUGGAAUGUGCAAAAUUAACUUAUCUCGAUAGCCGCCCGGUUUUUCCUAAGGAUAGAGCAUGUGCUGAAGCUUGGAAACGAGGUGGAUACGAAGAAGAACGUAAGGAAAAUAUGCGUUGGAAUCGCAAGGAACGUAAGAAGAUUACAGACAGCGUGAACGCCACCAUACGUAUGCGCAAUAAAUUUCGUAAAGCUGACGACCAACUGGAGUUAAUACCGUCUUCCGAUUCCGAAGAUGAUGCUACAAAUGAAGCCAAACGGCGACAACGAGCGAAAUUAGAUUUCGGGGUUAGCAUGGAAUUAGGCUUGUGGGACGAAGUGGCUGAAACAUUCCAUUCCGGAAGUUCAUCUUCUUCUGAUAUGAAUGCGAGUUCAUCAACAUCGGUGAUAAGCACAACGGAUUCGAAUGGAGGGCAAGAAUCUUCGUAUGACAGAACCAAUAAAUCAUUGGAGAUAUUUAAAAAUAUGAACUCCGAAAAGAAGAUUUUAAAUGAUGCGGGUGAAACGGACGCCAAAAUAUUGCAUGUGGACGAAAGUGGCCAUAUAGGCGAAGCAUUGAAAUACGUAUCAGAAGAAAAUUGCGUCAUUGAAAAUAGGGAAUCUGAGAAGGUAGCCGAACUGACAGAUAAUUUGAAAGCUAAAAUUUCUGACUCUAGUUCGGACACUGAUGACGAAUAUAAAUCUCAGUUCAGUGAAACCGUGGAUGCUAUAAAUCGUGUCACUACCGCUAUGAAUAAUUUAUCUCGGAUUGACAAAAUGGGCGGCAAUUUUAAAAAGUGGGUCCGUUUACAAAUAGACACUGGUGAGCGCAAUAAAGAGGAAGAAGGUGAAAAUGACGAGAAUUGCGAACCAUUAAAAGCUAUGGAUGAUCUGAUGAACACAUUAUCGGAACCAAUUUCUCAUGUAAUUACAGAAGACAAUUCAUCAAUACUCACGGCUAAAACCAAAGCAGAAGUGGAGUACGAAAGAGAAUGCGCAGCAAUUAACAAGGUGGUGGAAAAAAAUUUUGAAGAGCUGUCUACCGACAUGGACCUAUAUAUGAUUGAAAUGCAUAAAGAUCGCAAUGAAAGAGAAUUAACCAAGCAUGCUAUAUUUAACCGAGUUUGUACAAACGAUGAAAAGGAAAGUAGCAGCAAUGACAGUAGCAUCCAAGAAAUGGAAGAAGAGAUGGAAGAUGUUAGAAUUCAACGUAUGGUAGAAGAGUGGGAUAAGGAGACGCGAGUAAUCGUGAGCAAAAGUGUUCCCAGAAAAUCGAAACCUAAAACUAUUCCCGAAAUUUGGUUGAAUGAUAAACCAGUUACAGAUAAUUUAAUAAAAGAGGAAGAGACAAGUAUGAAAACACGAUUUUCGUCGCAAGAAGAAACUAUGCCAAUUAUCGAACGUAAAACUGGGCUGAACCAAGAUCAAGGAAGAAUUAUUUUUGAAUAUGACGGUAUCUACGAAAGUCUUAAGGCUUUGAAAGAAGAGCGUGAAUCUUCAAUAGACGCUGUCGAAGAAUUAGCAGCUGUAAAAGAAUUGAGAAACAGCAAAGAACGACUACAAAUAUCAGAAAUUGUUGAUUGCAACCAAUUGAACGUAAGCAAAGAUGGAGAAGGCGAAGCGCAAAAAGGGGGACAAAAACUAUUACAACUUGUCAAAGAAAAGAAAUCGGUAGGAACUAUUUCAAAUAAUUGCAAUGCAGAGUUAACUGUACCAAGAGACAUGCCUAAGAAAUCUAAAUCGUCUCUUCCGGCUAAUUUUGAAUACGAAACCUUUGAAGCUUCUUAUCUGUUAUCAAAAUCGAAAGAACCAUUAAAAGCGUUCGAAGAGGAGACUAGAGGCUUGAAAAGGAUUUUGCAGCAACUGGAAGAUGAGAAUGAAACACGAUUUGAAAGUAACUUCGAACUUAUUUCAAUUACUGAAGGGAAAAUCACUGAGCAGGAAGAGGAGAAUGCUGAGACGAAUAGCAUGAAUCAAGAAAGAUCAGAAAUCGACAUCGAAUUUAUUUCAAAUAGUAAAGACAGAGUCUCGGAAAAAGAAGAAAGCAAGAAAAAAGUAGACCGAGUCGAUCGAGAGAUGUCUAUUAAUAGACAACAGAAUUCCGCAUUGUGUUUGAAAGUUUUACACGAUAUUAUUCACUCUUUAGACUUGAAACGUGCUAAACCUAAGAGCUAUGAAUUCGGAGUUAUAGAAUCUGACGAUGAGUAUAGCUACAGUGGGCCUAAGAAGGUAGAAGUAGAAAUACCUUCUGGCAAAACUAUAAGAGGUGUUACAAGCUCCUUCAAUGUCUUCUUUCACGAGUUUACUACGCGAAAACCUGAAGAAAUAAGACAAGAGUAUAUGAGCCGUAAAAGAAGGGGACUAGUGACUUCGACAGACGAACAGAAAACUACCAGUUUACGGGAGCUAUUGCAGGUACCCAAUAUCAAAAACUUUAAUAAAGAGACUCAAGAAUCAUUGGAUGCUCAAUUGAAAGCCUAUGAAGAGAAAAAGAAUGCACGAGUGAAGCGGAUGGUGCAACGCGUGUACGCUCAAAAAGAAAAAUAUAAUGAUAGUCUGGAAGUUGUAGGAGGUAAAUUGAUGGUGCUUAAAAAGGAUACAGGGACACUCGAAAACUUACCGAAGCCCUUAGGUGAAGUGGUUGAGAGCGAUUCUGAUGAAGAAAACGAGCUAGAUUAUGAAAGAGCACAAUUGGAUGAUAGUAAUAAAAGAAAAACUUUGCAAAUAUACAAAGACUGUAAUUCUGGGAUAAAAUCUCAAAGCUCGAUUUGCAGUAAUAGUCUACUCUGGUAUAAACCAAGACAAAGGAAAUCUGCUGAGCAUUUAGUAACGCAAGCAAGCAAAUUCAAUUUUGUAAAGAAAGGAGAUGGUGAUGGGAAUAAAGGGAAUGAUGAUGACGAUGAUAAGAGUGAAGAAUACCAAUCUCUGGACAGCAAGCCCAAGGGGGUUUUUUUCGGACACAUUGAUGAAGAAUUCUUUAAUAAAUUAGAUUUCGAAAACAUAGAAUUUAAUGAACAAGAUGAGCAACGUGUCGUGCAGUGUGCUCGGAGUUACGAUGAGCUAAGAAAAUUCGUAAAGUUAAACAAGGAUGAGCGCCAUCUAAGCGAAGAAGAAAACGAUUUAUUAGAAAAAAUGAUUGCACGUCAGGCUGAAAAACCUGGCUGUAGCGAUGCAGUCUUGCCAUCAGAUGAGAAUCUCACUCAAAAGGAAGAUUUGUUAUUGAAGAAAAUGCUAGAAAGGACCAAAGAAUUACUAGAGAAAGAAGACUAUGACAAAAACGCAAGGGGAGAUUGCAAAGAACAUUUUGAUGUACGCAUACAGAGAGUUUCGCAUUUUAGUAGUCAAGAAUCUAUUAAAUUGUAUGAGUAUAAAUUUGAAAAUUCUCUGCAAGAAAGAACAUCGACGAUAUUUGAGAAAAAUUUCCGGAAUAGGGAAGAUAUUGCAGAACCUGAAUUUUCUGGCACCGAUUUUUAUACAUUUGUCUAUCAAGGCAAAGAAGACGGCGACGAAGAACAAAAUCUUCUAUCAGAUAAAAAAGGAGAAAAAUCUGCAACUCAAUUGUCUGCCCUUAGUGAGGAACUGGCAUUAGAAAAGUCUAGUGAAGAGGAGAAAAACGAAUUAGAAAACAAUUUUGAUAAGGAAGCCAAAUAUGUCAUAAAAAAAUGCGAUCGACGUAUUGAAGACAAGGACACAGAUAGCAAAGUACAGGACUAUAGUGGCGGCUUUCAUCAACUUAUUGAUGAUCUGGAAGAAUUUGAAAACAUUGAAAUUAAAAGCGAUGAUAAACUGAAUGAAAUGAAAUUCAAAAAACUUGAAAUCGAUAUUCAAAACCAAAAAAAUAGAAUACAAAAUUUGCAAAAAAAGUUUGGAGUAAACAAAAUAACUCACUGUCAAGUCGAGCAAAUUGAAGAAAAGAGAAACUGUCUAUAUAAUCAGGUUAAACAGGAAAAAACAACAUGUCUUUAUAACGGAAACUCUGAACAUCAAAAUAUACGUUCAGACGAGGAUGUAGAAAAGGCAAUUGAAGAAGUAACAAACUGUCAAUUCGCGGCAGAGGAUCCAAAAGAAAAAGUCGUAUAUGAAAAACACAAUACUGCAGAGAUUAUUAAAGAAGCUCAACGAAAGGCAAAAUUUUCUUUAAAUAUAGAUGGGGCAGAAAAUGUCCAUGAAGCAUGGCUUUCACCAAUGAUUGCGGAUGUAUGUGGAAGCAAUUUCAAAGGAGUUAUUAAAGAUUCGAUAUGUGUUUCUCAACAUUGCGCUACAAAAAACAAUUGCUCAUUAACCAUACCAUUAGGAGAAUCCCUUGCAGUUGGCGAAAUUCCCCAGGUUGUUCGGGAUAAAAUGCAUGUAUUUCCUGCAUACGAUUGUUUUCAAACAAAAGUAGCAGCGGAUGAAAAUGAAGUUUUAUUCGGGGAAAAUACUGAAGGCUCAAAUGUCGCAAUAAUUUAUUAUCCGACAGGUACUCAAGAAUUGUCUACCGCAUCAGAGACUAUUAAUCGCGAUGAUGCGGCUCAUGUCCAAGAAGACAAAGCAGAUAGAAAAGUGGAGCUCAAAGAAAUCGAUGAAGUGGAAGAAAAGGAACCCAAUGGGCUUGAAAAAACGCUUUGCAAUACUCCUCUUCCAAGAAACAUAUUGGAAUGCACUCUUGAAAUGUUAAAUGACGACAAUGGGGAAGUUAUUGAUAGCGUUACUGUUAGCGCUGAGAUUAAUCAACUUUAA
Glossina fuscipes is the source of this 5307-nucleotide messenger RNA. RefSeq names its product dynein assembly factor 1, axonemal homolog (gene dtr). Lineage: Eukaryota; Metazoa; Arthropoda; Insecta; Diptera; Glossinidae. Gene Ontology annotation, molecular function: protein binding. Bases 1 to 5307 code for a protein of 1768 amino acids. The record is from RefSeq and is a predicted model, not a curated record. The transcript is spliced from 7 exons.